CGCAUGCAGGAAACAUUUGUAUAAAUAGGCCUUAAGUUAAGAGCCUUUCAAAUUAUCCUGACUUGACUUAGGUUGCUUUUGCUCACCCUUCAUUUUCAAUUUCUUUCCCCUAUUUCUCUUUUUGUUCAAUACUCUCUCCAUGGCUUCUAUUCAGGAAGAUGCACCGAUCAAAGAGGUAGCCGAUGACCAAGUUGAAAAAUCACAGCAAGAAAUUCAUGUUAAUGAGGAAAAGCCAUGCGAAGAACCGGAAAUAGUAGUUCAUGAAGGGGACGCAGAGGAAGAAGAGGAGGGAGAAGAUGAGAAAGAAGACGAAGAAACAGCAAAUAAAGAAAAUAGAGAGGAAAAAUUUGCAGGUUCACCAAUUCUUGGCGAUGAUGAACCAACUGCUUCUUUUGAUGUAGAAAGAGAAGCUGAAGCUGAUGAUGAAGAAGGUGACCUCGUUUAAAAAGACAUAUAUAUAAUUUUACAUAUCCAUGCAGUCAAAUUAAACAUCUUGUUUUAACUUUUAGUUUGCACGUUUUGGCUUUGGAAAAUAACAUGAACUGAACUAUUUGACGAAUUAAUUAAUCACGUUGGCUUUAUGCCUUUUGUUAAUUAAUUUGUUUAGGGAGUGUUUUUAUUUGUAAUGUUGCUGGUGCUUAUAUGGAAAAUCGAAAGGAGGUGCCUUUGUUAGCAAAUGAU
Jatropha curcas is the source of this 681-nucleotide messenger RNA. Its product is annotated as replication factor C large subunit. Lineage: Eukaryota; Viridiplantae; Streptophyta; Magnoliopsida; Malpighiales; Euphorbiaceae. The record is from RefSeq and is a predicted model, not a curated record.